Messenger RNA from Drosophila simulans, 1108 nucleotides. RefSeq names its product aldo-keto reductase family 1 member B1. Lineage: Eukaryota; Metazoa; Arthropoda; Insecta; Diptera; Drosophilidae. The record is from RefSeq and is a predicted model, not a curated record. The transcript is spliced from 6 exons. Gene Ontology annotation, cellular component: cytosol. Gene Ontology annotation, molecular function: aldose reductase (NADPH) activity. Bases 73 to 1035 code for a protein of 320 amino acids.
CAUUCGAAAACCUUAUAACAGAGGUGCAACGAGUAACUCAGGCAUUCAGUGUUCAACUUUGUAACCGCGAAGAUGACCGGGAAAGUGGAGUACUACUUUAAGCACAACGACGGAACCCAUAUCCAGGGAAUCGGACUGGGCACCUUCGCGUCGACGGAAGGCGAUUGCGAACGGGCUGUUCUCCACGCGAUUGAUGUGGGCUACCGGCACAUAGACACCGCCUACUUCUACGGAAAUGAGGCCGAAGUGGGUGCGGCAGUUCGGAAGAAGAUUGACGAAGGCGUCAUCAAGCGGGAGGACAUAUUCAUCACCACCAAGCUCUGGUGCAACUUCCAUGAACCGGAAAGGGUGGAGUACGCCUGCCGAAAGACCUUGAAGAACAUUGGCCUGGAUUACGUUGACCUCUAUCUGAUUCACUGGCCUUUCUCCUAUAAAUAUCGCGGUGAUAACGAACUGAUUCCCAAAGAUGCCAAUGGAGAGGUGGAACUUGUGGACAUUGAUUACCUGGACACUUGGGGCGCCAUGGAGAAGUUGGUUGACCUGGGCCUGACCAAGAGCAUCGGAGUGUCCAAUUUCAACGAGGAGCAGCUGACGCGCCUCUUGGCCAACUGCAAAAUCAAGCCAAUCCACAAUCAGAUUGAGGUCCACCCCGCGUUGGAUCAGAAGAAACUGAUUGCCCUGUGCAAGAAGAAUGGAAUCCUGGUGACCGCCUUCAGUCCCCUGGGCAGGCACAAUGCCGAGCUGAGGACGCCCACCUUCAUGUACGAUGGCAAGGUUCAGGCCAUCGCAGACAAGUACAAUAAGUCCAUUGCCCAAGUGCUGAUCCGAUAUGUGAUUGAGCUGGGAACCAUCCCGCUGCCCAAGUCCUCCAAUCCCAAGCGCAUCGAGGAGAACUUCAAUGUCUUCGACUUCAAGCUGGAUGCUGAGGAUCAUGCCAUUCUGGACUCGUAUCACAAUGGAGAGCGUGUUGCUCAUGCUCGACAAGCCAUCAAGAGCAAAUACUAUCCCUUUAACGUGUAUAGUGCUUGUUUUUAAUACAACAAAUAUAUUUAAGUUAUUAUGAUUAAUAAAUUAAUGAAAACCCAUGUACGGGAAUACCCAAAAGCAA